GCGACGCCGCCGGGCUCCGGAGCUCUCGACGCGCCGACGGCCAGGCGGGCAAACGGACGGGCAGACGCGCCAGCGGGCUGACGAGCGGAGCGCAGCGCGGCUCUCGAGGAGAGGACUGAUCAUCUGGAGGUGGUGUCCCUGCUGGCUCUGGGCAUGGUGCUGCUCAGGGAGCCUGGAGGAACCUGGCUGGCCCUGGCCCUGGCCCUGGCUCUGGGCACAGGUUCUGGCAUGGCGGCCCCGGGCCAGGACUGCACAGGCAUUGAGUGCCCGCCGCUGGAGAACUGCAUCGAGGAGGCACUGGAGCCUGGCGAGUGCUGCGCCACAUGUGUGCAGCGGGGCUGCGCCUGCGAGGGCUACCAGUACUAUGACUGCCUGCAGGGUGGCUUCGUGCGUGGCCGUGUACCUGCUGGCCAGUCCUACUUCGUGGAUUUCGGCAGCACCGAGUGCUCCUGCCCGCCGGGCGGUGGCAAGAUCAGCUGUCAGUUCAUGCUGUGUCCGGAGCUGCCGCCCAACUGCAUUGAGGCUGUGGUGGUGGCCGAUAGCUGCCCACAGUGCGGCCAGGUGGGCUGCAUCCACUCGGGCCGCAAGUAUGCUGCUGGCCACACCGUCCACCUUUCGCCCUGCCGGGCCUGCCACUGUCCUGAUGCUGGUGGCGAGCUCAUCUGCUACCAGCUCCCUGAUUGCGAUGGAGAUGCUGAGGCUGAGCUGGCCACUGCCACUGGCAACUUCUCAGACGCUGAGGAGGGUGACCCUGAGCGACACUAUGAAGACCCCUACAGCUACGACCAGGAGGUGGCCGAGGCGGAGGCCGCAGAGGCCCUGGCGGGAGAGCUCCAGGCAGGCACUGGGGGCCCGGCUGCCCUGGGGGGCGGGAGGCAGCCACCUUCAUCUAUCCAGGCCACCCCCUGGCCGGUUGCCCUCCCCAGGCCCACAGCAGCCACUGCCCUUGGUCCCCCGGCCCCUGUGCAGGCCAAGGCCAGGAGAGUGACAGAGGACAGACAGGAGAGGGAGGAACUGACCCACAGGGAGCAGCCAGCAGCUGGCGGCCCCAGGGGCCUGGGUGGGCUGCCCACGGCAGGCCCAGCUGGGCCAGAUCUCCCUGUCCAGGAAGAGGGGGCAGAGGCCAGGGCAUGGCCUGAAGAGAACCUCAUCCCGGAUGCCCAGGCCACUCCCGGCAGCACUGGGCAGGAGGGAGCCGGGCCUGUUCCAGCGUCCAGCACGCCCAGUGUCCUCUCAUCACAGGCCGCAAGUUCUCCUGAGGUCCCGACAGAACCCAGCACCCACACCAGCCUAACUAUACCUCGCCAGGAGGCAGCCCAGGCCCCACCCACCCAGGAAGUGCCCAAGCAGCUGCCGGUUCUGCCCCGUUCUCAGCCAGAAGACCCAGACCCCAACUCUGUCCAUUCUGUCCCAAGGGGUGACCCUGAAGUGUCCACCAAGGACCUGAUUGAGACAUGUUGUGCUGCUGGACAGCAGUGGGCCAUCGACAAUGACGAGUGCCUGGACAUCCCCGAGAGUGGUGCCGAGGGCGACGUGUGCAGGACAGCCCAGAAGCACUGCUGUGUGUCCUACUUGAAGGAGAAGAGCUGCGUGGCCGGUGUCAUGGGGGCCAAGGAGGGCGAGGCCUGCGGGGACGAGGACAAUGACACCUGCAGUGUCUCCCUGUACAAGCAAUGCUGUGACUGCUGUGGUCUGGGACUCCGUGUGCGGGCCGAGGGCCAGGCAUGCGAGUCCAACCCCAACCUGGGCUACCCCUGCAACCACGUCAUGCUGUCCUGCUGUGAGGGCGAGGACCCCCUCAUUGUGCCUGAGGUCCGUCGGCCUCCGGAGCCCGAGGCUGCACCACAGAGAGUUUCAGAGGCAGAGCUGGCGAGCCGGGAGGCCCUGUCGCUGGGCACGGAGACCGAGCUGCCCAACAGUCUGCCAGGCGACGACCAGGAUGAGUGCCUGCUCCUCCCAGGGGAGCUGUGCCAGCAUCUCUGCAUCAACACCGUGGGCUCCUACCGCUGUGCCUGUUUUCCUGGCUUCUCACUGCAGGAUGAUCGCCGUACCUGCCGUCCAGAUGGUGGCCGCCCCCAGCCAGAGACCACAGAGGAGUCCGCGCUGAGGCCUGAAUCCUCCCAGGUGGCCCCCAACACCAUCGCACUGCCAGUGCCGCAGCCCAACACCUGCAAAGACAACGGGCCCUGCAAGCAGGUGUGCACUGUCAUCAGGGACACCGUCAUGUGCUCCUGCUUCCCUGGCUACGCCAUCAUGGCAGAUGGCGUGUCCUGCGAAGACCAAGACGAGUGCCUGCUGGGUGCUCAUGAUUGUAGCCGGCGACAGUUCUGUGUGAACACCCUGGGAUCCUUCUACUGUGUCAACCACACAGUGCUGUGUGCUGAGGGCUUUCUCCUCAACCCGCACAGGAAGUGCGUGGACAUCAACGAGUGCGUGACGGAUAUGCACACAUGCAGCCGGAGCGAGCACUGCGUGAACACGGUGGGUUCCUUCCGCUGCUACAAGGCUCUUACCUGUGAGCCUGGCUAUAUGCUCAAGGAUGGCGAAUGUACAGAUGUGGAUGAGUGUGAGCUGGGCACGCACAGCUGCCAGGUGGGCUUCACGUGCCAGAACACCAAGGGCUCCUUCUACUGCCAGCCAAGGCAGCGCUGCAUGGACGGCUUCCUGCAGGACCCUGAGGGCAACUGCGUGGACAUCAAUGAGUGCACAUCACUCUCUGAGCCCUGCCAGCCUGGCUUCAGCUGCGUCAACACGGUGGGCUCCUACACGUGCCAGAGAAACCCGCUCAUCUGUGGGCGUGGCUACCAUGCCAGCCAGGACGGGACCAAGUGUGUGGAUGUGAAUGAGUGUGAGACAGGCGUGCACCACUGCAGCGAGACCCAGGUGUGCCACAACCUCCCUGGCUCCUACCGAUGCGACUGCAAGGCUGGCUUCCAGCGGGACGCCUUCGGCCGGACCUGCAUUGACGUGAACGAGUGCUGGGCCUCGCCCAGCCGCCUGUGCCAGCACACCUGUGAGAACACACUUGGCUCCUACCGCUGUUCCUGUGCCUCUGGCUUUGUGCUGGCUGCCGAUGGAAAGCACUGUGAAGAUGUGAACGAGUGUGAGGCACAGCGCUGCAGCCAAGAGUGCGCCAACAUCUACGGCUCCUACCAGUGCUACUGCCGCCAGGGCUACCAGCUGGCUGAAGACGGGCACACCUGCAUAGACAUUGAUGAGUGUGCUCAGGGUGCCGGCGUCCUCUGCACCUUCCGCUGCAUCAACGUGCCGGGGAGCUACCAGUGUGCAUGCCCGGAGCGUGGCUACACCAUGACAGCCAACGGGAGGUCCUGCAAGGACCUGGACGAGUGUGCACUGGGCACCCACAACUGCUCCGAGGCCGAGACCUGCCAUAACAUCCAGGGCAGCUUCCGCUGCCUGCGCUUUGAUUGCCCUCCCAACUAUGUCCGCGUCUCUGAAACGAAGUGUGAGCGCACCCUGUGCCAGGACUUCGUGGAGUGCCAGAACGCUCCUGCGCGGAUUACGCACUACCGUCUCAACUUCCAGACUGGGUUGCUGGUGCCCGCGCACAUCUUCCGCAUCAGCCCGGUGCCUGCCUUCGCUGGUGAUACCAUUGCGCUGACCAUCACCAAGGGCAACGAGGAGGGGUACUUUGGCACGCGUCGCCUCAACGCUUACACGGGCGUCGUCUUCCUGCAGCGGUCGGUGCGCGAGCCGCGGGACUUUGCCCUGGACGUGGAGAUGAAGCUCUGGCGGCAGGGCUCCGUCACCACCUUUCUGGCCAAGAUGCACAUCUUCUUCACCACCUUUGCCCUGUGAAGCAAGGCUGGCCAUGUGCGCAGAGCCCGGAUUCCCCCUCCCCCGACAGUCUGCGUUGGGUGGGGGCGGGUGCUGCAGUGGGUUUGCUCCCACCCUGUAAAGUAACUUAAUUUUGCUGACUCACUCCUCACUUUUGGUCUCUCCCCGGCCAGAGGGAGCCUUGGAGGGCAGUUCCAGGGGCCCUGUGGGUGGGGUGGGAGGAUCAGAGUCUAUAUGUGACCAAGACUGGAAAUGGCGACCACGUGGGAGCUUUUGGACUCAACUGGGUGACCUGUCCCCAAAGAUGAUGCUCUGAUGUUCCACUGUGAUUAGCUCUUCACUUUUUUUUUUAAGAAAAUCAUUUUUAAGUGUUUUUGUUUAAUUAUAAAAGUAGUACAUGUACAUUGCAAAUAUAUAUAUAUUCAAAUAGUACAAAAGGGUUUUAAAGUAAAAAAGUGAAAAAGA
Phacochoerus africanus (Common warthog) is the source of this 4263-nucleotide messenger RNA. It is a transcript of the gene FBLN2, whose product is annotated as fibulin 2. The transcript has 18 exons. The record is from RefSeq and is a predicted model, not a curated record. Bases 154 to 3819 code for a protein of 1221 amino acids. Gene Ontology annotation, molecular function: calcium ion binding. Lineage: Eukaryota; Metazoa; Chordata; Mammalia; Artiodactyla; Suidae. Gene Ontology annotation, cellular component: extracellular region.